This is a messenger RNA of Arabis nemorensis, 1773 nucleotides long. The record is from the annotation of a GenBank genome assembly. Lineage: Eukaryota; Viridiplantae; Streptophyta; Magnoliopsida; Brassicales; Brassicaceae.
AUGGAGGCUACGGCGGCGCCAUUUUCGUCCAUUGUCUCUUCCAGACAAAACCUUCCUUCUUCUUCGAUUCGCCCUUCUUCCCCGACUUCUUUGUUCCUCUCCCGGAAGAAGAAUCUUGGCUAUGUUAAUCUCAAGUUCAAAUCUCGCCUCUCUGUUCACGCAUCUUCUACCUCUGAUUCUGUUGUGACUUUGCUUGAUUACGGAGCCGGGAAUGUCCGGAGUAUCCGCAACGCUCUUCGUCAUCUCGGGUUAAGCAUCAAAGACGUUCAAACGCCGGAAGACAUUCUGAAUGCUGAUCGCCUCGUCUUUCCCGGUGUUGGAGCUUUUGCACCCGCCAUGGAUGUCCUUAACAAAACCGGGAUGGCUGAAGCCUUGUGUACAUAUAUUGAGAAUGACCGUCCAUUUCUAGGCAUAUGCCUUGGCCUACAAUUACUGUUCGAGUCUAGUGAGGAGAAUGGACCAGUCAAAGGUCUUGGUGUGAUUCCGGGAACAGUUGGACGCUUUGAUUCUUCUGCUGGUAUAACAGUACCCCACAUUGGAUGGAAUGCUUUGCAAGUGGGCAAGGGUUCUGAAAUUCUGGAUGAUGUUGGAAAUCGUCAUGUAUAUUUUGUUCAUUCAUACCGGGCCAUUCCGUCAAAUGAAAAUAAGGAAUGGAUUUCGUCAACCUGCAACUAUGGUGAAUCAUUUAUAUCUUCCAUAAGAAGGGGAAAUGUGCAUGCAGUCCAAUUCCAUCCUGAAAAGAGUGGGGAAACGGGGCUUUCUGUCUUAAGAAGGUUCUUGGAUCCUAAAUUACCCGCGACACAGAAGCCAAUGGAAGGGAAGGCUUCAAAACUUGCAAAGCGGGUUAUUGCUUGUCUUGAUGUGAGGAGUAAUGAUAAAGGAGAUCUUGUAGUAACGAAAGGGGACCAAUAUGAUGUGAGAGAGCAAUCUAAUGAAAACGAGGUUCGAAACCUUGGCAAACCUGUGGAUUUGGCUGGGCAGUAUUACAAAGAUGGUGCAGAUGAGAUUAGCUUCUUGAACAUAACUGGAUUCCGGGAUUUUCCUCUAGGGGAUUUGCCGAUGAUACAGGUGUUGAGGUACACAUCAGAGAAUGUCUUUGUACCGCUAACUGUCGGAGGUGGUAUUAGAGAUUUUACAGAUGCUAGCGGCAGGUAUUAUUCUAGCUUGGAAGUAGCUGCUGAGUAUUUCAGAUCCGGUGCGGACAAGAUAUCCAUUGGAAGUGAUGCUGUUUACGCUGCGGAAGAGUUUAUGAAAUCAGGGGUGAAGACUGGAAAGAGUAGUUUAGAACAGAUAUCUAGAGUUUAUGGAAAUCAGGCAGUGGUUGUAAGUAUUGAUCCUCGUAGAGUUUAUGUGAACCAUCCUGAUGAUGUGCCAUAUAAGGUCAUCAGAUUAACUAACCCAGGCCCAAAUGGGGAAGAAUAUGCGUGGUACCAGUGCACGGUCAGUGGUGGACGAGAAGGUCGGCCUAUUGGAGCGUACGAACUUGCGAAAGCGGUUGAGGAAUUAGGAGCUGGUGAAAUUCUACUGAACUGCAUAGACUGUGAUGGUCAAGGGAAAGGAUUUGACAUAGACUUGGUAAAGCUCAUCUCUGAUUCAGUAGGCAUACCGGUGAUCGCAAGCAGUGGAGCAGGCACUCCCCAGCACUUUUCUGAGGUGUUUGAGACGACUAACGCAUCUGCUGCCCUUGCUGCUGGAAUUUUCCACCGGAAAGAGGUACCAAUCCAAACUGUGAAAGAGCACUUACUAGAGAAGAGCAUAGAAGUGAGGAUCUGA